UCCAAGACCUCCCCCCCCCCGACCCCCAACCCAGUGUCAAGAUGCUGGGGGCAGGCGUGGAGCUCUGUCUCCCAAAGGGGAAGUUUGUUAAAAAUAGGUGUCUUGGCCCCACCCCAGACCUACUGAGUUAGAACCUGGGGCAUCCGCAUUUUCAGCAAGCUCUCCUCCCAAGGGGCCCUGGGGCCCCAGCAGGACUGCGCAACUGCUGGGCGGGUCUCUCAAGCCUAAUUCCCCGUGGUGUCCUAAUUCCCCGUGGAGCGCUAACAGCGUGAACAGGACAGCAGCGCUCCCGUGUGCUGAGCCACAAAGGGGGCAGGUGCUCCGUCACCCCCAUUCUACAGAUAAAGGCACUAAGAAAAGGUAAUCGAUUGGCCGGUCCAAGGUUGCGAAGCUAGUAAGCAGCGGAACUGAGACUAAAUCCUGAAUUUCAAAAAGUUUAAAAUGCUAACAACAUCCAUGAUAGUAGCGCGCCCCCUCACCUAGACGUCACAGCAACUCAGAGAGGUCACAAAUGACGUGACCAUUUGGCAGGUGAGGAAACAGAGGCUAGGCGAGCUCUAGCCUGAAGCCGCUCACUGCCUGGCGAACCGGGGGCGUUACCCCCAAACCGCACGACCCGGCUCUGGGGCUCUGGGCACUAUGGCCUGGGGGCUGGUCUACGCCCUCCUCUGCACUUUACACGGCACCCCCCGCCCCCACUGAGGCGUGAGGACGCCCUGAGCUGAGCGCAGGGCCAGACAUGACCCGGCGUCACCCCAACCCCUGGACGCAGCAGGUGGCGUCCCCCAACCCCUGGACCCAGCAGGUGGCGCCCAAGGGGCUCCCCGGCGACCGCGCUCGCCGAAGGAAAGACCCGCUGCUGCCCAGUUUGCCCCUGCCCCAAAUCCGGGGAGUAUCUGGCGCGGGGGCCACCCGGGGCUCGAGGGCCUCGGGGAGCGACGACGGGUGGUGGGGCGGGUCCUCGCUCCCAGAGCUGGGGGUGGGUGUCAGGAGCGCCCCGCUGAGCCUGCCCACCCUGCCCACCGGGGCGCAGCGGGCGGCGCAGAACCGGGCGAAGCUGAGGUCGCUCCUGCUGCCGCCCCUGCUCCGGGCCGGUGCGCCCCGGGACCCCGCGCCCCGGCCUGGAGAGAGCGAGGACCCCUGCAGGGGCUCGGCCAGGGAGACCCCGGACUCCCGGCUCGCGCUCCAAGGAGAGCUCCUCCCCAGCAAGUUCCGGGAGUUCCUGCAGCGGACUGGGGCCGAGUGCGUCCGGGCGACGCCACCGACAUCCUCAGCACGGCAAUCAAAAAAGAGUGUGUCAGAGCACCGCCAGCACCUUCCCCGGUGUCCCCACUGUUCCUUCCCUUCAGACCUGCGGGGUCAGUCAUCGUGCUUCCAGAAUAGUCUUAAGAAGAUUUUGCUGCGUCGGAUACCUGCCCUGGGGACCCUGAAGAGAGAUCGCUCGCAAUUCAUCACCUUCAAAAAGGCCAACCAGCCCCACGGUGUCCAGGCCCCCAAGCUCAAGACUGUGCUCACUCACAGCUCCUCGGGAGAAGGCUCGGGAAGGAAGCGUAGGCGCUUCUGCCCCUUCCGCGUGCGAUUUGCUGAUGAGACCCUGCGGGACAGCGCGCUCCGCUACUGGGAACGUAGCUUGGCAGUCCGGCAGGGCCACAUCGAGAAGGGGAUAGCCACCGGGUCAAGGACAUCAGAACGGGGGUUCAGGAGUGUCGGGAGAUGGCUGGAGAGUUUGCCCAAAGCCCUGUGCCCCAGGGCCCAGGAGGAGGCCACGGCCAGCAUCUCGUUCGGCUGGGACUGCCCGGGCCUGGCCCCCCAGGAGCCACAGGGCCACCUCUCUGAGGAUGCCUCCGUGAAAAGCAGCCUGCCCUUCAUCCCCAGGGCCACCACCCAGAGGCCGCAAAGUGGCCUCAAAACCUUCCUGGAAGCCCACAGCAUCCUGGAGCAGGUGGACAGAUCGCCCAGCUCCUGGAGCCAGGAGCUGGAGUCCUUCCUGCCCAGCGUGGCGCUGGUCCUGAACCGAGGCCGCCCUAAGGGCUCCUGCCUUCUGUGACGCCACAGCAGGCGCGCAGGUGAAUGACCACUGGAGCCCAAGCCCACGUGUGGACACGGGGCUGAGAAGAGGCCCUUCCUGUCCCACAAAUAAACAUACAUUCCAGGUGGCUGGGACCUGCUGCCGGGUCUCACCCUACAAGGCUC
Felis catus (domestic cat) is the source of this 2193-nucleotide messenger RNA. It is a transcript of the gene CD4H9orf50, whose product is annotated as chromosome D4 C9orf50 homolog. The record is from RefSeq and is a predicted model, not a curated record. The transcript is spliced from 7 exons. NCBI's taxonomy places the organism in Eukaryota, Metazoa, Chordata, Mammalia, Carnivora, Felidae. The coding region runs from base 740 to 2047 and encodes 435 amino acids.